Macroventuria anomochaeta is the source of this 525-nucleotide messenger RNA. RefSeq lists its product as uncharacterized. The record is from RefSeq and is a predicted model, not a curated record. Lineage: Eukaryota; Fungi; Ascomycota; Dothideomycetes; Pleosporales; Didymellaceae. The coding region runs from base 132 to 425 and encodes 97 amino acids. The transcript has a single exon.
AGCCCUGGUGCGUAGCAAUAACGGCUCCGAUCCAGGAUCUUUAUCAUUAGCUUUCACGAAUAUCCGCAACGAAGUUACCAGGAUGCUACAAGAAGAAGCAUUGUGGGAGGUAACCAUUGGGAAUCACUCAAAUGUUACAGCGCUGUCUUGCGAGAAAGGCUUCAAGGAGGCCUCCGUCCUUUCUCAAUGGGCCGCUGGCAUGGCGCACAGCGUCAGGAGCAAAGGUAGUGUGUUUCGCCUUCUCCUACCGCGACACGAAGAUUGACGCACCACAGCAGGUGAUGAUUUCACUUGCAUUGCCUCAAUGUAUAUCUUCUCGUACAUCACGAGAUGGAUGCUCUUAUCAUCUCCCAAGACAUAUGAGGAAAUGCCGGAAUAGGUCCGGCCCACGUAAGGAACGAGUCGAGUGUAGGUCUUUGCAUUAGCGCACAAUUACUGACUCGAUAAUAGACCCUAUCAAGUCUUUGUACUGCACAUUCACAGUCUGGGCUUCGUCUUGUGGCUCAAGCUACAAGACACUGCUAU